Molecule: messenger RNA, 1167 nt
Organism: Microtus ochrogaster (prairie vole)
Lineage: Eukaryota; Metazoa; Chordata; Mammalia; Rodentia; Cricetidae
Gene: Cyp20a1
Product: cytochrome P450 20A1
Cellular component (GO): membrane
Molecular function (GO): iron ion binding; monooxygenase activity; heme binding
Source: RefSeq, a predicted model, not a curated record
AUGUGUAAACAUGUAGGGCUUCUCAGAUCUGUGACAGUUCAUUACAUAGCCAUUCAUUUUUUCCCCAUUCAGGCUUCCCGACAACCUGCAGGAAUUCCAGGGAUUGCACCAGCUGAAGAAAAGAAAGGUGGUAACCUUCCAGACAUUGUGAACAGUGGAAGUUUGCCUGAGUUCCUGGUUAAUUUGCAUGAAAGAUACGGGCCUGUGGCCUCUCUCUGGUUGGGCACCACUGAUGUACUCAAGCAGCACUGCAACCCCAAAGACUUAUAGGUUACUUCGGACUCAUUUGAAACCAUGUUGAAGUCAUUAUAGGUUCAAUCUGGUGGUGGGAGUGUGAGCAAAAACCAUAUGAGGAGCAAACUCUAUGGAAAUUCCAUGAUGGCCACUUUGCAGAAUGACUUUUCUCUCCUGCUAAAAUGUAGACAAUGGUGUGUGCAGAGUGUCUCAGGUGAGAACCAGCAUAUGCGACUUGCUUUGAAAUCUGUCACACAAUUGGUACUGGGUAGUACAUUUGAAGAUGAACAGGAAAUCAUGCUCUUCCAAAAGAUUCAUGGCACGGUUUGGUCUGAGAUUGUAAAAGCCUUUUUAGAUGGGUCACUUGAUAAAAAUGCCACUCAGAAGAAAACAUAUGAAAACUUCAUCAUGCAGUUGGAAUCUAUUUUAAAGAAAAUUAUACGGGAACAAAAAGGAAGGAACUUUAGUCCACCUAUCUUCAUUGUACUUAAACAAGGAAACCUUAAUGAGCCACAGAUCCUAGAAGACAGUAUGAUAUUUUCUCUGGCUGAUUGCAUAAUAACUGCAAAGUUGUGUACCUGGGCAAUCUGUUCUCUGACAACUGGGGAUGUUCAGAAGAAGCUCUAUAAGGAGAUAGACCAAGUUUUUGGGAAGGGUCCUCUUACUCCAGAGAAAAUUGAGCAGCUAAGGUUUAAUAAAGGUUGUUUUGCUGACGAAUCAGUGAUGAAAGUGUUUUCUUCCCUUCGUUUUUCAGGCACAUGGGAAUACCCAGAGCUCAGAUUUGCGUACACAGUGGCCACUGUGCUCAUGAGCGUGUUGGUGAGGAGGCUGCUUGCUCUCCUUGCUGUGGAAGGGCACAUUUUUGAGAUGAAGUAUGAACUGGUCACAUGAUCGAGGGAAGACGCAUGGGUCACUGUCUCCAAAAGGAACUAG